CGUUAUUCAGUUCAAAUCAAAUCUGUCUCGCGCCCGCGCCAGUUUCCGGGUUUUUCUCCUACAUUUCCUAGCAACGCUCCUUGGAUACGAGCUGGAGGAAGCGCGCCCACUGUGGCGGACUGACAACAAUAUCAACAACAUGGAACCUCCAUUGAGGGUGGCAGCGUCUCCUCAGGUGCCAGCAGAUGAAGAUGUGAGUCAGUCUGUUGGACAAACAUCCAUAAACCAACUGGGAGCUCAAAGUCAUAGUCUGGAACAGAGGCAGCCCAGGCUGGAAACAGAUGACUGGGAGCUUCAACAGCCGUGGGCUCACUCAUUGCAGCCAGAGUUUCAGGACAGUAACCUCUCUCCAUCCCUUCCCCUGUUGCCUGCCCACUCUGGAGUGGAACACAUCUUCACUGAAUAUUCGUUAUUCCAACAAAGUGACAAUGAAUUCGCCCCUUUAAGGGCAUACCCCGACAUUUCCAUGGCAUCAGAGAGGUUUCACUUUCUACACCAGGAUCACACCAGUCAGGUCUCUGAGCGUGGCUCACUGUCCCAGCACCCUUUGGCCCAGGCAACCAUCCUGUCUGAAGAAGGAACGAGUAGCUGCUGUUCUCUGUCCCAGCACAGUUUGUCACCAGGGGACGCAGGCAAACAAAAGGAAACUGUUCACUCCCCGCUGAUUGCCACCACUGACCAACAGGGAGUACCAUCCAGAGAUGAUACAGGUAGCAGAGAGAAGGAUUCAGAUACCCUAACUGAUCCUCCAGACAAGCCUGUAGGAGAGGCUGCUGUAGAUGUGACAUUCUCUCUGAGUAAGGAUAUUCCUGCCCAGCAUCUUCUGGAGCGCCUUCAGAAAGAUAUUGGCAUGCCAAGCAGCAGAAGUAGUACUGUUUCCUCUGCCUCUGAGAUCUCUGUGAAGAAUGCUGCAUCUUUUGCAGAAGAGUCUAAAAUCACUAAUGUUUGCAAACCAGGCAUUGACCAAAGCAUGGUUAGAAGAGAAGGUCCUCCAGGUGAAGCUUGUCUUCCCCACCAGCAGACACAACAACCUGACAGAGAUUUAUACCCUGACCAAUCACGAACAUUGUCAUCUGAGGUCUGUAACAUCACCAUGGGGUUCCGCUGCACUCAACCUGAUGACAGUAGUCAAGUGUUACAUAGAGAGCUGCUGUCUGAAGUAGAGAGGUGCAGCAGCUGUGAAUCUGAAUCUAAAAACCAACAGCGGAAAAGUCCUACACCACCUGGGCAAUCUCUCACACCAUAUCCCAAAGAGAUGUCCAAAGGCAAGCCAAGUGUGACCAGAACAAAUCUUGUGCCAUGGACAGGGCCAUUUUCAGCAGGUGUCGAAUGGGGUAACAGAGAGCAGGACCUCUGGUCCUCAGGGAACCAAACAGGGAUUGAUGGGUCCUACCUGGGUUUCCUUCCACGGUCUCAGUCCACUCCAGGGGUUUUUAAGGCCCCACCAAAAUCCAGCAUCAAGGCUAAAUUAGGGCAACUUUCUGCCAUAGAAUCCAAUAAAGAGAGCUCCUAUCAGACAAACACAGGGGUCUCUCCACAGCCAGCUGUUCCUGUGGCUGAUACCUAUAGCCCAGACACAGCAAAUCAGUGCCAAGAGGAAGCUACCUCUGCAAAAGUCCAGUCUCUCCCAAGUCUCAACUAUAUGCAGAAAGUAGACGCUUGGAGGACAAACCAGAGUUCAGGCAAGACGUCACUAUUUGAUAGCUUGGCACUGCAAGGAUUUUCUGGCAUCUCUCCUAAAAAGAAAGCUUACGAUGCAGUAUCUGACUCCCUGAAUCGCAUCCUGAGUCAGCAGGUGAGGAGUUUACAACAGCCUCCUGUUUCAAGUGCUGCCAAUCAGAAUAUUACACAGAGCUCCUUAAUGGCUCCCUCUGCGGCCUCUUCUUCAAGAAGAGGGGAGGCGGUGGGCAGUGCUCCCAGUGACAAAGAUAACACUCGGUCUGCAACAAGACCCUCUGCCUCACCCUUUGGUAGGUCACAGUCCCACUCCUCUCUUAGCACGGUUGUCAUGUCUAUACAGAAAGAUCAGCAAACAGAGACGCGUGCAGAAAAAGAGAUAAGUCAGACUCAGGAUGAUGGCCAUCAUCAGCCAAGCGCCACAGUUAAACCCUUACCUCUUGUGAGCCUUGGUCAGUUCAGUGAUGUGUCACUUGAUCGAGAUUUGACACUCUCAAGUUCCCAAGAUAGUUAUAACAGCGGAAUUAAAUUAGGAACUUCCAUUGGAGCUUCUUCUGUUGUCAGCCUAGAAGUCGAUAACUAUGCCCCGUACUGGACUUCAAAACUAUCAACACCACCACCUCUGCCCAGGCCUCAAGAGCUCAACAUUGAAGAACGAAUUCCGUUGUAUCUCCAUAACCUGGGUAUUGACCAGUCCCCCUCAACAAUCUUAACUCCAUUUGCACCCAGAGGGCCAAUCAGAGAGCCUGAAUUCUCUCCCAGUGAUCUCUGUACAAUUAAAGGAUCUAUUGGAACCCCAACCAAGAGCACCCAACCCUCUGAAGGUGGCAGUCCCCAUAAAGGAGAGUUUUCCAGGUCCAGCAUUCUGUCAGUGGACUCCAGUAUAUCCAUACCAUUAAGCCUGGACAGUCUUUGUCCAGCUGUAUCCAUCCCAGAGAGGCCCAGGCGGGCUUCUCCUUCAUCAGAUGCAGAAGCUAUCCAGGGUGAACGCAGACUGACACCCUCCUCCCAGCCUGAUGAAGACUCUUAUCCUUCCACACUGCAGACUACCAGCAGCCAGAAUACAAUCCAACAAGAGGACAGGCUUGACUCUGACCUCUCAUUAGCUACCAAGGCUAGGUGUGGGAAUAGAGACUUGGAGUCACCCUUGCAAAUGAGCCGUAGUAUGGAGCAAAACGCAGAAGCUUCUUUUGUUAGCUCCAAGGUCUUGUUGGAGAUCCGUAAACUACUCUCUCAGGCGAAGAAUGUGGUAUCUGCUGGGUCUUCCGUGGCUUCCUCAGCUUCCCCUGCAGCGCCCCGUCUUCUCUCUGAUGAUGACUUAUUCCUCUCACUGAGGAAGAAAACCAGCCGACUCCAGGACUCCACAUUCUCCUCCUACUCCGCUACUGGAGAUCCCAGAACUCGAUCCUCCCUGAUGUGGGCCAGGUCCUCGUCCGACUCCAUGCUGACCUCAGAGAAACUGAGAGAAAGCUCUGUUGGUCGAGAGAGUAUGACUUCAUCAGGGCAACCGAAUUAUCCAUCCACUCAAGCUCUUAUUACUGCACCGGCCACAGGUGCAUACAGAAGACCACAAGAUAGCACUGUUAGUAGAGGUGCAGGGUCGCCCCUUGUUCUCUCCCAAUCAGCCCGGCGGGCAGAGCCUGAGGGCUGCAGUGCUGCUCCCCCUGACAAUACAGUCCCAGCACAGCCACCAGUCAUCAAGCCUUUACUAGCUUUGAGUAUACAACAGCUCACCACUACUCCUACAGACAUGGCGGGUGUCACAGAGGAGGAAAAACAGACUACUCUGGAAGGUCCUGUACAGAGUAGCUCCUCCUCACCCAUCCUCGAGGACAGUGAUCAGGGAGUGAUGAGUGAUGGGAGCAGUGAGAGCUCGCUAGCAGGCAGAGUGGCCAAGUUACUGCAGAGUGAAUCUCCAGCCACCAUGGUGUCCAGUACACCCAGCAUCACUGAUCAAGAGGAGAGCAAAGCCAGAGAGUGGAUCAAGCUGAAGAUAUCAGGACAGCAGUGUGAGCCCCUGGAGUUGGACAAAGAAGACAGAAAGCGGAUUGAAGAGAUCAAGAGAGAGUUGCUGUUAAAAAACCCUAUAAAGAGUCAGGGGAGCACAGAUACAGAGAGCAGUGUAGCAUCUAGUGUUAGAGUCCCAAUGGGGCAGGAUCUGCCUCAGCAAGUGGAGACAUUCACUGCCCUCGGUGAUGCUAACAACCAGCCAUCCCAGCCACUGCAGGGCCUCAGCACAGAUCUCUCUAACUCUAGCGUGCCGCUUCAAAACCCUCUUCGCCCAGAUCUAGAGGCUCGGGUACGUGAGAUCGCUGCCAGAGAAGGGGUAAUCCUCCCUAGGACAAACCCUCUGGCCCUCACAUCUAUCACCAUCGCCACCUGCAAGCGCUCCACCUCCCCCUCUCCCUCAUUGUCGCCUGCACCUCCCAUCAGUCCAGCACCAGAGCCGCUCCACCUGACCGAGCUCUCCACAGGAGCAGUUGAACACCCUAAAACUAAUGGGCAGCUUCCCCCUACCAUGGAUAAAGAAGAUGAGACAGCCAGGGAGCCAGCAUCAGUGUUUGAGCAAAGCAGUAGUCUCUUUAACAGAAACCAAAACCUGACUUCUCAGUCAGCACCAGGGAAUCAGAAGAGGCAAGACGCUUUAGGAGGCCACUUUGAAGAACCUCCCACACCCUCUCAGGCUUUGGGUAGGGAGGAUGUGAAUGCUCAAGACGACAACAUGCAGUCUUUCAGGCGAGAUGAGUUAUCCGUCCAGGACAGCUCUGUUUCUGGUGUUGGUCAUAAAGCUGAACAGGCCACAGGGUCAUCCACCCCUGAAUCUCCAGCCAGGACAGGUCACGUGUCACAUGUCCAUCUCACUCUGUCCCCCAAAGCCACUGAUCACAGCUUGGUCGCUGCUGUCCACUCCAGUCAUGCUGAUGCUGUUGUGGGGCUGCCACGUAAAGAAUUUGUCCCCCUCAGACAUUCCUCUUCUGCUGCCAGCAGUCUGGACGAAGGUGUCGGUUUGUCCAGUCCACCAGAGUGGUACGACACCAGAGAGCCAAUAAGACAGCAGAGGCCUGAAAGAGCCGACACCUCCACCCUGUUCAAAACCACUGUGCCUCAGCGUAGGAUGACCUCAACAUCCCCACAGUCCUUUACACCAUGUCACAGAGUUGUGGUGUCACCAAGACCCUUAACCACUGAAACACCAGCAGUGCCUGUUCUGUUGCCUUAUAAACCCCGUGGCAGUGAGGAGCUCUUCUACAUCCCUCAAACAGAACCUGACUUCUCCUCUACAAACCCUUCUGACACCACCAUAGAGAGCUCCCACACAGGCUCAGACGACGCUGUGCCCCCACGCUUCAGCAUUGAGGUCCUCGGGCACCAAGACCCGGGGUUGGACCGUGGAGUCACCAUCAAACACACAGAGGGCAUCUACAGCAAGAGGUUGAAAACAGCCACCUUCAAAAUGCACAAGCCUGGACACAGAGCAGAUGGAACCUCACAAACAAGUGUGACUCGAGCUCCAAAGCAGUCUUCUCAUGUAUCCGUUGCCUUUACCAGAAUGCCUUUAUCGAGCAACCGAGAAGCCUCCAAGAGAGACCAGGGGACCAGCCCAGUGCGGUUCCUCAAUUAUGAUCAACCAAAGCCAAGCUGUGAGAGAUUUCAGCCAGUUCAUGUGGACAUGGACUACAACAACGUGAGCCAUCGGCUUGACCAAAGCUCUGUCUCUCAGGCAGGAGGGGAGCGAGACCAGGAGAGGAGGGACUCUGACCUCCCUCUCCCAGCUGCCCAGCAGAGCAACAGCACUCUGGGCCAGCUGUGGCAGAGUUUCUGUGAUCGGUGGAGCCUGGAGGAGUCCCGACCGACGAGUGACAGAGAGGCAUCGCUGCUGAAGCGGCUAGAGCGGCUGUCCCGUCUUAUUCACAGUACAAGGGCUACUAACAUGUCAGAACUACAAGAGGAGGCAUAUUGUCAUCCAGAAGAAAAGCCAAGGGGGAGGGGAGAAGAUACUACAGGAAAAGAAAGACAGAAGCAUAUUGGAGAGGUGAACAGGAGCGUAGGAGGUGAGGCCAGAGAAAAGGAGUGGAAAGUCAGAGGAGGCAGAAAGGUUCAAGGUGAACCUCCCAUCCCUCAUCAGGGCUGGAGACAAAGACUUCAGGUAGAGGAAACUUCUCAGCCUGCAGAUGAGGACAGCCGUGACUCCUUCGCCUCCAGCUUCUCGCACGACUCCCAGAGUCAGCACCUCUGUCCUACAGACAGAGACGAGUCAGAGACCAUGUCUACCAUGUCCGGCUCAAUGUCCACUGUCGACACGGCACGGCUAAUCCGAGCCUUCGGUGCCCACAGAGUCCAGUACCUGAAGACGAGCUCCAGCCUCAGUAAACUGUACAGCACCAUCAACAAGCAGAAAGACGAGAGGGAACAGAGGAGAGGAAGAAACAAAGAGCCGCCUCACAUCAUCGCACUGUCGGAGACCACCAGCACUGACGAAUCCACAGUUGCUGCUGAUUCUGCAUCAUCAACCAGCACUUACACCCUCCCAUCACAUCACGGUUGCUACAGGACUCUGGCAGCCAAGAAGGCUGUUAAACUGGUCAGCAAAGGCAUCCAGGCAGGUGACCUAGAGCUUGUCAGUGACGGGACUCUACGCCACACCAGAGAUGUUGGAACCACAUUCCCGUCGCCUGGUGAAGCCAGAACUUCCAGGCAGAUCUCGUCUUCCUCAUCCAGUUUAGAGAGAGGAAGAGGAGGGCGGAGGAGCUCCUCUAAGACUCAGGGGUUACAAAAACAGAGAAAAAGCAAGAAAAGCCCAUCAAAGACCUACCCUGAAGGUGUUUCAUGGUUCAUCUCUGCUGACGAUCUGAGGUCAGAGGCGAGGAAGGAGAAUCGGCCAGAGGAAGAGGAGUCGAUGUUGAGGCCGAACACUGCCUGGUUUGAGCCGUACAGCAGAAUCAGUCCAUGGAGACAACCACUCAGACAGAGACAAGUCCAUCAAGACAGAAACAAACAGACCAGUUUUAUACAUCAUGCUGAACCUGAUUUACAUCCAAGAACCAAAGCGAUGUCCUCUGGUCUGGCACGUAUCUCUCUCCAGGAGGCUCUGGAGAUGCGUCGUCCGGAGUUCAUCUCUCAGUCCAGGCAGAGGGUGAAGCGCCUGGCUCUGCAGGUGGAGGAGAGGAAGCUACAGGAAGUCCUCAGCAGAGAGAGAGACGAACUCUUUAGCUGGCCUGGAGGACCAGGGAGGCUGCCAAAGCCUGCAGGCACCGCUCUGCUCAGGAGAGCUGUUCCCAGGAAGGAGAUGAUACAGAGGUCCAAACAGAUAUAUGAGAAUCUGCCAGAGGUACAGAGGAGGAAGGAGGAGGAAAGAAGAAAAGCAGAGUAUCGAUCUUACCGGCUGAAUGCCCAACUCUACAAUAAGAGAAUCACCAGCCGUGUCCUGGGCAGACGAACAGCGUGGCAGUGAUCAAAGAGACCAGUGAAACUUUUUACUGUAUAUAAAAUCAGUGAUGUGACAAGAAUUUUAAUAACAUUAAGAACAAAACUACCUGACCUAACUAAAAAUUAGCUUUUAUUUAUUUGUGACCAACUUUUUUUUUUAGUUGCUAUUUGAAAGAUUAUGGAGAAAAGUAGAAUUCUACUCAUUAGAUUAAAAACUAAUUUUUUACUUUUUCCUACUUACAGACCAGUGGAAUGUUUUAAUUUGUUAAAACUUGAAAAUGUGUUUCAGUGUAAAAAAAAAAAAAUAAUAAAUCAGAUUUCUGCAGAUUCUUUAACUUUUUGCUAAAUUCCAUGUUUUGAUUCAAGACAGUGAAGGCUGACAAAGAUACACUGGCUUUAAUGUCUUUAUUGAUCAGUUAUCGGUUGUGCAAGAGAAGGAAGCCACACAAGGGAAAAGGUAAGACAAGUUAGACAAGCUGCAGAUUCAGUACAUCAGCUGCUCAGUGAGAGAACAGAUAAAUAUAAUGAAUAAAUAAGAAAUGUCUGCAUUUUCCCUACUACAGUUAUGUAGAUGCACUAUGCCCAUUAAUUAAAUUAAUAAUAAAAUAAAACUUCAAGUUAUGACAAUACAUUGUAAACAUAAAUAGUGAUUAAAUUAAAAUAAUUUAGCAUGGAUUAAUAAACUAAAAGCCUUUUUAAAAUCAGCCAUGGCAAAUGUGGUGAAGAGAAACAAAGAUUCUUUGGCAAAGAUGUAGUUUUGCUUUUAAAUAAGGUUUUAAACAAAUCAAAAUUAAGGCAGGUGACCGCUUUUAACCACAAGGUUCUCUGCAGGUUUAAGGCUCGGACAAAGUUUACGUCUGAAACAGCAACAGGAAUCUCAGCAGAACAAAGGUAAUACAGUCGUUUCUGGAUUUUUUUUUUUUUUUUUUUGUAAGUCAGUAA
Messenger RNA from Siniperca chuatsi (mandarin fish), 8046 nucleotides. RefSeq names its product ALMS1 centrosome and basal body associated protein (gene alms1). NCBI's taxonomy places the organism in Eukaryota, Metazoa, Chordata, Actinopteri, Centrarchiformes, Sinipercidae. The coding region runs from base 140 to 7129 and encodes 2329 amino acids. The record is from RefSeq and is a predicted model, not a curated record. The transcript is spliced from 18 exons. Gene Ontology annotation, biological process: regulation of centriole replication. Gene Ontology annotation, cellular component: centriole; cytosol; centrosome.